UGCCCCGGACCCUCUAGGUUUCCACCGCCGCCGCUUCCCCUCUACUAUCGGCACGCUCCGCCUCCUUUCCUCUCCCCCGCAACUCCGCCGUCCUCCGCGCCGCCGCCUCGCCGGACCUCCGCCGCCCGACCUCGCCUCCUCCUCAUCCUUACAGGGAGCUGCAUAGAGGUUUGAUUGAGCGAGCAAGAUGGGGUUGAGGGACAAGAAGAGGAACCAGAGGCGGGUGCUCUCGCGCCGCUCGGCCGGCCCCAAGACCGGCGAGGGCAAGGAUUUCCUGCCGCUGGAGGGGAAGGAGCAGAGGGUCCGGGAGAAGAAGCAGCCUGAGGAGCCGGAGAGCACGGCCACCGUCCUCUACAUCGGCCACAUCCCCCACGGUUUCUACGAGGACCAGAUGCAAGGUUUCUUUCAGCAGUUUGGGGCUGUCAAGAGGGUCAGGGUUGCCCGGAACCGCAAGACAGGGAAGUCUAAGCAUUAUGGAUUCAUUGAGUUUGAGAACCCUGAGGUGGCGAAGAUUGUGGCUGAUGAGAUGAAUAACUACCUGUUGUUUGAGCACACUCUGCAGAUUGCGCCUGUCCCGCCGGAGAAAGUUCAUGCCAAAUUAUGGAAAGGUGUGCGUAAGGGAUUUAUACCAGUUGACCGAGUAGCAAUUGAACGGAGGCGGCUUAGUAAGGAUAAAACAGUGGAAGAGCACAAGAAGAUGCUCGAAGGAAUUGUAAAGCGGGAUGAGAAGCGCCGCAAAAGAAUCAAGGCUGCUGGUAUCGAUUACGAGUGUCCAGCCCUUAUUGGAAGCGUUCAGCCUUCAGCUAAGAAGAUCAAGUUUGAUGAGGAUUAGCUAUAGAGAAGGCAGAUGGACCUUUAUCCGGUGGGAGCGACGGGACUGUGCUGAGGUCUAUUUUAGUCGGGGAUGAGAUGGCGGUUUCGUACUCUGGUUUUGUAUCUGUGUUUGGUCGAUGUUAUGUAAGUUAAAUGAUGACUGGUUUAUGUUGGUGAAGAAGCAUAAAGCUGUGGUGGAAAAUUAAUGAACUUGCUUUCUUUCCUGCUCCCUGAUUUA
This is a messenger RNA of Triticum aestivum (bread wheat), 1051 nucleotides long. RefSeq names its product MKI67 FHA domain-interacting nucleolar phosphoprotein. NCBI's taxonomy places the organism in Eukaryota, Viridiplantae, Streptophyta, Magnoliopsida, Poales, Poaceae. The transcript has 9 exons. The record is from RefSeq and is a predicted model, not a curated record. Gene Ontology annotation, molecular function: RNA binding. Bases 188 to 832 code for a protein of 214 amino acids.